Messenger RNA from Trifolium medium, 162 nucleotides. Lineage: Eukaryota; Viridiplantae; Streptophyta; Magnoliopsida; Fabales; Fabaceae. The record is from the annotation of a GenBank genome assembly.
AUGGAUGACGCAAACCCAGUCAGCACGCCAAUGGAAUAUGGAAUCAAGCUGUCAAAGCACGAGGAAGGAGAAAUAUUGGAUCCAUCACUCUUUAAGAGCUUGGUUGGAAGCUUACGAUAUUUAACAUGCACGAGACUUGACAUCUUAUAUGCGGUCGGAGUU